Mesocestoides corti is the source of this 402-nucleotide messenger RNA. The record is from the annotation of a GenBank genome assembly. Lineage: Eukaryota; Metazoa; Platyhelminthes; Cestoda; Cyclophyllidea; Mesocestoididae.
AUGGCUGACUUCGACUCGUCGCCGUUUUCGGAGUCUUGUCAAAGCGACGGAGUCUACGACGAGACCAAUGCGGACACCUUCGGCACCUUCGAGGGGAGGGAACGGUUGUCCGAGGUACCAUCCCCUGGCCAGUCCACCAGUCCACAACACCAGAGGAAUUCUUCGGCCUCACCCACGCCCGGAACCAAGCAACCUUCGCCAGCUCGCAAACGCGCCAAGAAAAAUUGGCUCUUGCCAACUCGCGCCUUCGGCCGUCAUGGUUUCCACGUGACAAGGCGAUUCGAGUACCACCCGCUGCCACUGCCGCCACGCCUUCAGAUGAUCCUCGACAAGGAAUAUAACAAGAAAAAGGUUGACACUAUCAACCGCCUGAUUUGUGCCUACCAGCCGAUUGACCUGUGA